Molecule: messenger RNA, 4990 nt
Organism: Impatiens glandulifera
Lineage: Eukaryota; Viridiplantae; Streptophyta; Magnoliopsida; Ericales; Balsaminaceae
Product: myosin-11-like
Exons: 39
Coding region: 353-4957 (1534 amino acids)
Biological process (GO): vesicle transport along actin filament; actin filament organization
Cellular component (GO): myosin complex; actin cytoskeleton; cytoplasm
Molecular function (GO): microfilament motor activity; actin filament binding; ATP binding
Source: RefSeq, a predicted model, not a curated record
AAUAACAGAGGGAGGGAAGAAAGAGAAGCCGAAAGUUCAGGGCAUCCAGAACCAUGUACAUCCCACAAAUUGAAGGACACGAGUACAUGAUAGAGAAAAAUGAGGAGGGGAGAAGAUCGUCUCGUAUUCAGAGUCGCGAACCUGGCUGAUCUUGGUUCCUUUCAUUCUCUUAUGAAUUUAUGCAAUUUUCCAGGAAUUCCCAAGUCAUAUUGCAGCAAAACAGCUAAUUUACAGCCAAAAUUUGAGAUGGGUUAUAGUGAUGAAUGCAGGACGACUUAGUUUCUAUUUCAAUUACAAGCAUGAACUUGUGAUUGAUUCCAUAAGUCAUCGAGCUUCAUAUUCGUGUUGAGAAAUGGGUACUGCAGUAAAUAUUAUUGUGGGUUCUCAUGUGUGGCUUGAGGACCCUGGAUUGGCUUGGAUUGAUGGACAAGUACAAAGAAUUAAUGUUGAAGAAGUUGAGAUCCAGACUAGCAAUGGGAAAACGGUUGUUGCAAAGCUAUCAAAAAUAUACCCAAAGGAUAUGGAAGCCCCUGCUGGUGGAGUUGAUGAUAUGACUAAACUAUCCUAUUUACAUGAGCCCGGGGUUUUGCAAAAUCUGAAUAUUAGAUAUGAGCAUCACGAGAUAUAUACCUACACCGGUAAUAUUUUAAUUGCAAUCAACCCAUUCCAAAGGCUUCCUCAUCUUUAUAAUUCUCACAUGAUGGAACAAUACAAGGGAGCACCUUUGGGAGAAUUAAGCCCACAUGUUUUUGCAGUUGCUGAUGUUGCUUAUAGAGCAAUGAUUAAUGAAGGAAAAAGCAACUCUAUCCUUGUCAGUGGUGAAAGUGGAGCAGGUAAAACUGAAACAACAAAAAUGUUAAUGCGUUAUCUUGCCUUUCUGGGGGGAAGGUUGGUCACUGAAGGUCGCACAGUGGAGCAACAAGUUCUUGAAUCAAAUCCUGUACUUGAAGCAUUUGGCAAUGCUAAGACGGUGAGGAAUAACAAUUCCAGCCGUUUUGGUAAAUUUGUUGAGAUUCAAUUCGAUAAGCAUGGAAGAAUAUCUGGAGCAGCUAUCAGAACUUACCUUUUGGAGAGAUCUCGUGUUUGCCAGAUCAGUGAUCCUGAGCGAAACUACCAUUGCUUCUACCUUCUUUGUUCUGCACCUCAAGAGGAAAUUGAUAAGUAUAAGUUGGGACACCCAAAAACAUUUCAUUAUCUUAAUCAGUCAAAAUGUUAUGAGCUUGUUGGUGUAAGCGAUGCUCACGAUUAUCUUGCCACUAGAAGAGCCAUGGAUGUUGUUGGGAUAAGUCAGAAAGAGCAGGAAGCAAUUUUUAGAGUCGUUGCUUCAAUACUUCAUAUUGGCAAUAUUGAUUUCACUAAGGGCAAGGAAGUUGAUUCAUCAGUUCCCAAAGAUGACAAGUCCAGAUUCCAUCUCAAGACAACAGCGGAACUACUUAUGUGUGACCCUGAAGUCUUGCAAGAUGCACUUUGUAAACGUGUCAUGAUUACACCUGAAGAGGUUAUUAAACGAUGUCUUGAUCCAGUUAGUGCGGCAAUAAGUAGGGACGGAUUGGCUAAAACUAUAUAUUCUCGGUUGUUUGAUUGGUUAGUGAAUAAGAUCAAUGUCUCAAUUGGACAAGAUCCUGAUUCAAAAUCUCUUAUUGGUGUUCUCGAUAUUUAUGGUUUUGAAAGUUUUAAGAACAACAGUUUUGAGCAGUUUUGUAUUAACUUCACAAAUGAGAAGCUGCAGCAACAUUUUAAUCAGCAUGUGUUCAAGAUGGAACAAGAAGAAUACACCAAAGAGGCUAUUGAAUGGAGCUACAUUGAAUUUGUUGACAAUCAAGAUAUCUUGGAUCUUAUUGAGAAGAAACCUGGUGGAAUUGUUGCGCUUCUUGACGAAGCAUGUAUGUUUCCAAAAUCAACUCAUGAAACAUUUUCAAACAAACUUUACCAGACGUUUAAAACACACAAACGUUUCAUCAAGCCCAAGCUGUCUCGUACAGAUUUUACAAUAGUGCAUUAUGCUGGAGAGGUUCAAUAUCAAUCUGACCAAUUUCUAGACAAAAACAAAGACUAUGUGGUUCCUGAACACCAAGAUUUGUUAUGUGCCUCGAAGUGCUCUUUUGUUGCAGGCCUUUUCCCUCUCCUACCCGAUGAGACUAGCAAAUCUUCCAAAUUUUCUUCUAUUGGUUCUCGUUUUAAGCUACAACUACAACAAUUGAUGGAGACAUUAAAUGCUACAGAACCUCACUACAUUAGAUGUGUAAAGCCUAACAAUCUUCUCAAACCUGCCAUAUUUGAGAAUGUGAACGUCAUGCAACAAUUACGCUGUGGUGGUGUUCUAGAGGCAAUUCGGAUAAGCUGCGCUGGCUAUCCUACUCGAAGACCUUUCUUUGAAUUCAUUAACAGAUUUGGGCUUCUUGCAACUGAGGCCUUAGAAGGAAACUAUGAUGAGAAAAUUGCAUGCAAAAAGAUUCUUGAGAAGAAGGGACUCUUGGGGUUUCAGAUAGGUAAAACAAAGAUUUUUCUAAGAGCUGGGCAGAUGGCUGAAUUAGAUGCAAGGAGAACAGAGGUUUUAAGUAAUGCAGCUAAAACUAUUCAACGACGUAUACGCACUCACAAUAUGCGAAAACGGUUUUUAGCACUUCAAAAUGCAGCUGUGUAUAUGCAAUCUUUUUGUAGAGGUAGAUUGGCUUGCAAGCAUUAUGAAAAUAUGAAAAGGGAAGCAGCUGCCUUGAGAAUCCAGACGCAUGCACGUAGUUUCAAAGCCAAAGGAGCCUACAAAAGGCUUCGGUUAUCUGUUCUCUUUUUGCAAUCUGGGUUACGGUUUAUGGAAGCUCGUAAUGUAUUUAGAUUCAAGAAGCAAACCAAAGCUGCAACCAUUAUUCAGACCCUAUGGCGCUGUCACAAAGCUGCCACAUUCUAUAGAAAGCUAAAAAGAGGAGUCAUAGCUGCACAAUGCAGUUGGAGGGGAAUAAUUGCCAAGAGAGAGUUACGGAAGCUCAAAAUGGCUGCAAGAGAAACAGGUGCUCUUAAAGAAGCGAAAGACAAGCUUGAAAAGCAUGUGGAAGAACUCACGUGGCGUUUACAAUUGGAAAAACGGAUGAGGACUGACUUGGAAGAAACAAAAGCACAAGAGAUAGCUAAACUGCAGAACAGUUUGCAAGAUAUGCAAGCGAGAAACGAUGAAACAACUGCUUUGUUAGUCAAAGAACGAGAGGCCUCAAGGAAGACUAUUGAAGAAGCACCUCCUGUCAUCAAGGAAAUCCAAGUUAUGGUUGAAGACACUAAACGGAUUGAAUCGUUGACUGCGGAAGUUGAUUCCCUAAAGGACUUACUCCAGUCAGAAAAGGAAAAAUCUUCAGAUUUGGAGAAUAAGUCAGUUGAAUCCAAAGAAUCUUUUGAAGAUAGACUUAGAAAGCUGGAAGAAACAGAAAAAAGAGCCAACCAACUCCAAGAGUCAUUGACCAGGAUGGAAGAAAAACUCAAUAAUAUUGAAUCAGAGAAUAAGGUUCUCCGCCAACAAGCUGUGUCAAUAACACCAAACAAGUUCUUAUCAGGACGCUCCAGAUCAAUUAUUCAGAGGAAUGCAGACAGCAGUCAUAUGUUGGGGGGGGAUAAUACAAGGACACCUUUGGAUCUUCAUAGCCCUUCAAUGAACCAGAGAGGGGAGGCACUUCCUGAACUUGAUGACAACCCGCAAAAGUCUCUGAAUGAAAAACAGCAAGAGAAUCUUGAGCUCCUUAUUCGGUGUAUAUCUCAACCCCUGGGAUUUUCAGGAAAUAGACCAGUCGCUGCCUGUAUCAUCUACAAAUGCCUUUUGCACUGGAGAUCUUUCGAAGUUGAGCGGACCAGUGUGUUUGACCGCAUCAUUCAGACAUUUGGCCAUGCCAUUGAGACACAGGAUAAUAAUGAAAUCUUGGCUUAUUGGUUGUCCAAUGCUUCAACCCUGUUGCUACUACUUCAACGAACACUAAAAGCAAGUGGUGCUGCUGGAAUGACUCCACAAAGACGCAGGUCAUCAUCAACUAGUUUGUUUGGGAGGAUGACACAUAGUUUCCGUGGAGCUCCUCAAGGAGUAAAUCUACCCUUUGGUAAUGGAGGCCUGCCCGGGGGAAUAGAAACACUGCGCCAAGUUGAAGCCAAAUAUCCUGCAUUGCUUUUCAAACAGCAACUUACAGCAUAUGUAGAGAAGAUAUAUGGAAUAAUCCGUGAUAAUCUGAAGAAAGACAUUUCUCCAUUACUUGGAUUGUGUAUUCAGGCACCAAGGACUUCUAGAGCAAGCUUGGUGAAAGGCUCAUCCCGUUCAGUGGCAAACUCAGCUGCUCAGCAAAUUUUGAUUGCUCACUGGCAAGGGAUAGUGAAGAGCCUUCAACAUUUCUUGAACACUUUAAAAGCUAAUCAUGUUCCCCCAUUUUUGGUGCGUAAGGUUUUCACGCAGAUAUUCUCGUUCAUAAAUGUUCAACUAUUCAACAGUCUUCUAUUAAGACGGGAAUGCUGUUCCUUUAGUAAUGGUGAGUAUGUAAAAGCAGGAUUGGCUGAACUCGAACAAUGGUGUUACUCUGCCACAGAGGAGUAUGCUGGGUCAGCUUGGGAUGAGCUCAAACAUAUCAGACAAGCUAUUGGAUUUCUGGUUAUCCAUCAAAAGCAUAAAAAGUCCCUAGACGAGACAAGACAUGUUCUGUGCCCGGUUCUUAGCAUACAACAGUUAUACAGGAUCAGUACAAUGUACUGGGAUGACAAGUAUGGGACACACAGUGUAUCCCCAGAUGUUAUAUCUAGCAUGAGAGUAUUGAUGACAGAAGAUUCAAAUAAUGCAGUGAGCAAUUCUUUUCUAUUGGACGAUGAUUCAAGUAUUCCAUUUUCUGUGGAUGACAUAUCGAAGUCGAUGGAGCAAAUAGAUAUAGCUGAUAUUGACCCGCCACCACUUAUAAGUGAAAACUCGGGAUUUAGCUUUUUGUUGUCUACUCCUAAUUAACCAAUGUUUUGCAGCAUGAAGAACUUACUGAUC